Camelina sativa (false flax) is the source of this 2929-nucleotide messenger RNA. The record is from RefSeq and is a predicted model, not a curated record. NCBI's taxonomy places the organism in Eukaryota, Viridiplantae, Streptophyta, Magnoliopsida, Brassicales, Brassicaceae.
ACAGUAGUACCAUUUCUUCACAUCCAAGGGUUUAAGCUACGAGAGAGCUUUGGUCUUACUACUCCCAAGUCAAGUCCCACCAUUGUCUUCUUCUACCUCUAACAUCUAAAACCCUAAAUCAUUUUACUUCCACCAUGUCUCUCAAUCACCUCCUCCGCCGUCUCUCCACCACCACGACCACCACUACUCGUAGCCCUAUUUCGAUCUCGUUUCUCCACCAACGAAUCCACCACAUCUCAAAUUCCCCGGAAAAUGAAACGAACACUGGUAACAAUCAGGUUUCAGAGACGAACCCAAACCCAAACCCUAAUCCAAUUUUAGCCAAUGAUACUUCUCAAUUCCAGAUUCCUCAGAAUCAUCAUAUCUCUCCGAUUCCAUAUCCACCGAUGCGGCGUAACAUGACCUUCUCAUCAGCCGAAGAAGCCGCAGCUGAACGCCGCCGUCUCAAACGUCGUCUACGAAUUGAACCUCCACUUCACGCUCUACGAAGAGAUCCUUCAGCUCCUGCCCCAAGACGUGAUCCCAACGCGCCACGGCUUCCCGAUUCGACCUCCGCACUCGUCGGGGCAAGGCUUAACCUUCACAACAGAGUCCAGUCACUGAUUAGAGCAUCGGAUCUCGACGCUGCUUCACGCCUCGCUCGCCAGUCUGUGUUUUCCAAUACGAGACCCACCGUGUUCACUUGUAACGCCAUCAUCGCCGCUAUGUACCGAGCCAAGCGUUACAGUGAAUCGAUUUCUCUGUUUCAGCAUUUCUUCAAGCAGUCUAAGAUCGUUCCCAAUGUAGUCUCUUACAAUCAGAUCAUCAACGCUCAUUGUGACGAAGGGCAUGUGGAUGAAGCUCUUGAAGUGUACCGCCACAUAAUAGCUCAUGCUCCUUUUGCUCCGUCUUCAGUUACUUAUAGACAUUUGACUAAAGGUUUGGUUCAAGCUGGAAGGAUUGAAGAUGCUGCGAGUUUGUUAAGGGAGAUGUUGAGUAAAGGUCAAGCUGCGGAUUCGGUUGUGUACAGUAAUCUCAUUAAGGGGUAUUUGGACCUUGGUGAUUUGGAUAAGGCUAAUGAGUUCUUUGAUGAGUUGAAGUCUAAGUGUACUGUUUAUGAUGGGAUUGUGAAUGCGACCUUUAUGGAGUACUGGUUCGAGAAAGGAAAUGAUAAGGAAGCUAUUGAGUCGUACAGGUCUUUGUUAGAUAAGAAAUUUAGAAUGCAUCCGCCAACUGGUAAUGUACUUUUGGAGGUUUUUCUUAAGUAUGGUAAGAAGGCUGAAGCUUGGGCUUUGUUCAAUGAGAUGUUGGAUAAUCACACUCCUCCUAAUAUCCUUUCUGUGAAUUCGGAGACGAUUAGUAUAAUGGUCAAUGAAUGUUUCAAGAUGGGAGAGUUUGACGAAGCUAUUAAUACGUUCAAGAAGGUCGGGAGUAAGCCCACCUCCAAACCGUUUGUGAUGGAUUAUGUAGGUUACUGUAACAUAGUAACGAGGUUCUGUGAACAAGGGAUGUUAACAGAGGCUGAAAGGUUCUUUUCUGAAGGUGUAUCCAAAGGUUUGCCUGCUGAUGCUCCAAGCCAUAGAGCAAUGAUUGAUGCUUAUCUCAAGGCAGAGAGAAUCGAUGAUGCUGUCAAGAUGUUGAACAGGAUGGUUGAUGUGAAUCUAAGGGUGGUUGCUGAUUUUGGUACGAGGGUCUUUGGCGAGCUGAUUAAGAAUGGUAAGCUUACGGAAUCUGCUGAAGUUUUGACUAAGAUGGGAGAGAGGGAACCGAAACCAGACCCUUCGGUUUAUGAUGUGGUGGUUAGAGGUCUUUGUGAUGGUGGUGCACUUGACCAAGCCAAGGACAUUAUUGGUCAGAUGAUUGGACAUAAUGUUGGGGUUACUCCUGUGCUGCGGGAAUUCGUCGUUGAGAUUUCUGAGAAAGCAGGGCGUCGUGAGGAGAUUGAGAAGAUUUUAAAUUCGGUUGCCCGGCCGGUGAGAAACCCAGGGCAAUCUGGUAACACUGCACCUAGUGUAUCAGCCGUGCAUGGAACCACACCUGCAGCUCCUCAGCAGCCUAGAGACAGGACACCAUGGACGAGCCAAGGGGCGGGGAAUUCUAAUUCAGGUUGGGCCAAUGGUGGUCAAACAGCAGGAGGAACUUACAAGGCUAAUCUUGGCCAGAAUCCGUCUUGGUCUAACACUUCGGUUAACCAGCAGCAGCAAUCAUGGUCUAAUCAGACUGCAGGGCAACAGCCACCAUCAUGGUCGAGUCAGACACCGGGAUAUCAACAGCAGCAAUCUUGGUCUCAGCAUCAGGGUUGGUCAUGUCCUUCAGGUCAUCAACAUCCAUGGGCUAAUCAGACGCCUGGCGAGCAGAAACCAGUGGCUAAUCAGACGCCUGGCCAGCAGCAACAGUGGGGUAAUCAGACGCCUAGCCAGCAGCAACAGUGGGGUCAUCACAACACUGGUCAUCAGCAAUCAUGGGCUAACCAGCAGCAACCAGUGGCCAAUCAGAAUAGUGGUCAUCAGCAAUCAUGGCCCAAUCAAACUCCUACCCAGCAGCAACCAUGGGCUAAUCAGACAACCAGCCAGCAACAAGGGUGGGGUAAUCAGACAACCGUUCAGCAGCAGUGGGCUAACCAGACACCUGGCCAGCAGUCAGCGUGGACAGGACAGCAACAGUGGCCUAAUCAGACAGCUACCCAUCAGCAGUCACAGUGGUCACAGUCUGUGGACAGUCAUCUCCCUCAACAACAGGAGUCAGGGUCCUCCCAUGAGUUGCAAGACAGAGAUGAAAAGAAGGUAGCGGAGUUGGGGAACUAGUUCGACAAACUCGCUUCUUCUGCACCAUCAUUCGCCUCAUAGUUAAAUUGCCUUUUUUGCUUUGUGGUCGCAAUUUUUGCAAACUCUAGUAUUAUUUAAUUAUUUAAGGAUCAACAUCAUAAUCUAAUACGUUUUUAUUGAUCGUU